This is a messenger RNA of Saccostrea cuccullata (small rock oyster), 2922 nucleotides long. Its product is annotated as agrin-like. The record is from RefSeq and is a predicted model, not a curated record. Gene Ontology annotation, molecular function: calcium ion binding. The coding region runs from base 37 to 2286 and encodes 749 amino acids. The transcript has 15 exons. NCBI's taxonomy places the organism in Eukaryota, Metazoa, Mollusca, Bivalvia, Ostreida, Ostreidae.
AGACAUGAUUGUAUUGCUAACAACAGUGAGUGUCACAUGGGAGUAUGUCGCUGUAAGGCAGGAUUUAUCAGUACCCUGGACGACACAGACUGUAAAAAGGUCCUGGAGAAAGCGCUAGAUAAUAGGACAUAUAUAAACCCGUGCUCGGACAGUCCCUGUCUAAAUAACGGUCAAUGUCAGCUCGACGCGUCCCUGGGGUACCGCUGUCUGUGUCCACUGGAGAAAGCUGGCCCUAUCUGUCAUAAAGCUGCAAAGUUCUCUGUGCCUUCCUUUACUGGGAACAGCUCUUACCUACAGCUGAGACAGAGGACCAAACCAAAUGAUGACCUGAUGUUCGAGAUUCGUGUGAAGAUUCUGAACAACGACGGAAUUAUAACCUUCACCAGUCAGUAUCCUAACGGUACCGGGGACUUUAUAGCCGUCACCGUCAUCAAUGGUUACCUGGAGUUCAGGUAUGACCUGGGGAGUGGUCUAGCUUUGAUACGAAGCCGGGACCAGCUGAAGAGAAAUGUGUACCACAAAGUUGUGGUCAACAGAGUGGGCAGGGCUGGUCAGUUACAGGUGGACAACAGUCCCGUCCUACAGGGGGAGAGUGAGGGGGCACUGACCUCUCUUGACCUCGGGGAUUUCUUAUACCUCGGGAACAUCCCUGACGAAGCUAAAAAGGCCAAGAAACUGCUUGGUCUACAGGUGGGCCUGGCUGGUUGUAUCGACUCCUUCGCUGCGGGGAGCACCAUCUCCCCCUAUACCUACAGCCUCAGCUACCCCUCCAGGAGUGGGGAUCUGGUCUCGGGGUUAGACGUGUGGGAGUGUGGCAGCAACCCCUGUAGUUCCCUUCCCUGUCACAAUGGAGGGUCCUGCUUCAUGUCUGAUAGAGAAGUCUUCCACUGUGAAUGUGAACAUGGAUUUACAGGUGAUUUUUGUGAGGUGGCGUUAGAUCCGUGCCUGAGAGCGAUGUGUAAGGAGGGAUCUACAUGUAUCGUCACACAGGACGGAGGAUUCAAAUGUCAGUGUCCAGCAAACAUGGAAGGGCAAUUCUGUGAAAAUGAGAGACUAGAGAAGAUAGCUGUGCCGGAGUUCAAUAGGUCGUCUCUGAUUAACCUUCCUCUGGGAGAAAUCGGAAGUCACUCAGUGUCCAUCAGAAUCUGGUUCAAAUCCGCAAAACCGAACGGUGUGCUUCUGUAUGCCAGUCAGUAUCCACAAGGAUUGGGUGAUUACAUUUCUCUGAACAUCAUUGAUAGACAGCUGGAGUUCCGAUUUAACGUAGGCACAGGAACAGUGGUAAUCAGGAGUACAAAGACAAUCAAACUGAACAAAUGGCAUGAUGUGUUGAUGCAGAAAAGUGACAGAACUGGGACUCUACAAGUAGAUAGUGACUGGACAUACAAAGGAAUGUCACAGGGAAUUCUUACAGAGCUGAACUUGUCUAACAGUGUGUUACAUGUAGGAGGCUUCAAUACCAGUGUUCCCAGUGACUCCCAGAUCACAGCUAACUUCACAGGAGUUAUACAGAGGAUAUACAUUAAUGGACACCUGUAUGACAAUUUGAUUCACUCGGCCACGUCCUCGGUCAAUGUGAGGGAGUACCAGGGCCCCCCAUGUAACGUCAACCCUUGUAUGAACUGGGGAGUGUGUGUACCACGACUAGACGAAGCCGACUGUAAAUGUCCAACCAAGUACAUCGGGGCCCGCUGUGAGAAAAUGGCCGAUCUUAAAAACAAAGACUUGCCUGUGGCAUUUGAUGGCAGCACCUUCCUACAGUAUCCAAAUGAAAUCACUAUACAGCAAACAGCCCAGAGGGUAAACAGAUACAGCAUUGUGUUCAAGACCAGAUCCCCGACGGGCCUCAUUUUGUUCCAGAACGGGCGGAGUAACAUCCUGGGGGACUACCUGGCCCUAGCUGUGGUGGGGGGACAGGUGGAGCUCAGCUACAAUCUGGGUAAACAAUCCGAGGGAGAUCUGCACAUUAUCCGGUCCUCGGUCAAGGUGGACGACGGACAGUGGCAUCACAUCAUCGCUCUACGGGAUGAGAGAGAGGGGAGUCUACAGGUGGAUGGUGAAGUCCCUGUGGUGGAUCAAUCAUCUGUAGGGGCGGAUCAAUUAGACACCAAUGGCAGGCUGUGGAUUGGUGGUAAAACAGAACUCCCCCUGGGUCUACCAAAGGAGUACUACACUGGAUUUACUGGAUGUAUAAAGGAAGUCCUAGUGGACUAUAAAUCUUUACAUUUGUUAGAGAACAGAAAUGAACAGAGUACCAGUUUAAUCAGAAACUGUGGAGCAUCAUAGCAGAUUAAGGAGACCAGUUUAUUCCUCUUGUGGAUAGAGCACCAGUUUAAUCAGAAAACCAGGGAACAUAGCGUGAUGAAACCAGUUUAUCCAAUACAGAGUGAGAGAACCAGACUUAUAUUUUUUUCGAUUUCAUCACCCAUUAUUAAUAGCCUCGUUUGAAAUGUAUCUAGAUGUCUUUAAUAAUGGAUUUUUUUCUGUUGGAUUUUGACUACUGGUCAUCUGCAUGAAGCAGUGAUAUCAGAACAAUGCUUUUAUUGCAGACUCUUUGUCAAAUGAUUAUUUUACAGUGGAGAUUAAUUCAAAUAAUUAUGAAUGUAAUGCAGUGUUAUGUUUGGGGAAGAUGAUAAUGGUUUAUUUUAAUGAAAGAUUUAAAAAGAUUUGUGGUACUGAAAAGUGUGAUGAUUUUACCGUCGAGGGGUCUUUUUUAUACAUGUAUACAUACAGUAUAUAUGUGUCAGGAACUAACUUGUUUUUUAGCCAAUAAAUUGUCAUGUGUAAUCAAACAUGGCUGAAACUGAGAAACUCUGUGUAAGGGUUAACUAAACCCUUAUACCUCUUAAGUGUGUGUGUUUGUGAAAAUGUGUUUACUAAAAACAAAGCUCCAAUUGAAAGUUGGCAUACACGUACAAAUAC